Messenger RNA from Oncorhynchus gorbuscha (pink salmon), 2564 nucleotides. RefSeq names its product U2 small nuclear ribonucleoprotein auxiliary factor 35 kDa subunit-related protein 2-like. The record is from RefSeq and is a predicted model, not a curated record. Lineage: Eukaryota; Metazoa; Chordata; Actinopteri; Salmoniformes; Salmonidae. Gene Ontology annotation, biological process: mRNA splicing, via spliceosome. Gene Ontology annotation, cellular component: U2AF complex; spliceosomal complex. Gene Ontology annotation, molecular function: pre-mRNA 3'-splice site binding; metal ion binding. The transcript has 12 exons. The coding region runs from base 204 to 2564 and encodes 786 amino acids.
GUGAUUUAUCAUCGAACAAUCUAAAAAUUAAUUCGUUCGCUGAACAUUUUCGAAGAGAAAUGUAAAAGUUUAUGGCAACAGUACAACGGAACGAUUCAUACGGUGCAAGUAAUUUUCGUUUGAAACGAUUUUGACAAACAUUUCAAACGAAGAGGGACAUUUUCAACUUUGACCCCUGACGAAUUGAAUGAGUUUUCUGCAAAAUGGCAGCAUCAAUACCUUCUGCGGUGUCAGCACCCUCAUUGGGUCAAAAACGCAGGGCAUCUUUGAAGAAGAAAGAAAGAAGAAAACGAAAACGCCAAGCCCUCGCCAAAGCCCAAAUCAGAGAAUCUGGUGAAAAUGGAGAUGAUUCUCCACCAGAACAAGAUGAUGAUGAAGAGGAAAGGAAGGCUGAGGAAGAAAGACGGCGCCUAGAUCAGGAGUGGCUGGAGAGGGAGAGGCUGGCCCAGCAGGAAUUCAGACUCCGGUGGGAGAGGGAAGACGCUGCAAGGAAGAGACAGGAGGAAGAGGAGGCGAGGAUAAAGCAGGAAUGGGAGGCCCAGCAGAGGAGAGAGGAAGAGGAGAAGGAGCAGAAGAAACAGGAGAAGAGAGACAGAGAGGAAGCUGUACAGAAAAUGUUGGACCAGGCUGAGAGUCAGCUGGAGAAUGGGGGUCCCUGGAGAAACCCUGAGGCUCCAGAUUUCGGUACGGAGCAAGACCGGGCUAACUGUCCCUUCUUCCUCAAAACUGGAGCCUGCCGCUUCGGCGACAGGUGCUCUCGUAAGCAUGUCCACCCCCCGUCCAGCCCUACUCUGAUGAUCCGGGGGAUGUUUGCGACUUUCGGGAUGGACCAGAGGUCACGGGACGACUACGAUACAGACGCCUGUCUGGAGCACAGCGAGGAGGAGGUACAACAGCAGUUUGUGGAUUUCUACGAGGAUGUACUUCCUGAGUUCAGGACUGCUGGCAAGGUGGUGCAGUUUAAGGUCAGCUGCAACUUUGAGCCACAUUUGAGAGGAAAUGUUUAUGUCCAGUUUGACACAGAGGAGCAGUGCAGAGAGGCCUUCGUGAUGUUCAAUGGAAGAUGGUACGCUGGUAAACAGCUCCAGUGUGAGUUCUCUCCUGUCACCAGAUGGAAGACUGCUAUAUGUGGUUUGUUCGACCGACAGAAGUGUCCGAAAGGAAAGCACUGCAACUUUCUGCACGUGUACCGUAACCCUGGAAAUGAGUUCUGGGAGGCGGACAGGGACCUGCACAUGUCCCCCGACCGGGAGGAGGAGGUCACAGAGCCGACGGGGGAGAGGAGCAGGAGGAGUAGGAGCAGGGAGAGCAGAAUAGCCCAAAGGAGAGAUAGUCUUCAGAGUGACAGGUCUUGGACCAGUCGUAGCAGCACAAGACCCAGGUCGAGGAGUAGGGACAGAGACCGGCGGGAUGGGAGCAGAGAUAGGAGGGACAGAGACCGGCGGGAUGGGAGCAGAGAUGGGAGGGACAGAGGCAGGAGCAGGGACAGAGAUGGGAGGGACAGAGGCAGGAGCAGGGACAGAGAUGGGAGGGACAGAGGCAGGAGCAGGGACCGAGACCGGCAGGAUGGGAGCAGAGACCGAGAUGGGGGCAAGAGAGAGGGGUGGAGGGGUUCACCCACAGAGGCUAGUAGGGGGAGAUCCAGAUCAGCCAGCCCUGGGGAGUCCUCUAAGAGGAAGAGACAGGGGAGCAGGAGCCCUGGAGAGUCCUCUAAGAGGAAGAGACUUGGGAGCAGGAGCCCUGGAGAGGCCUCUAAGAGGAAGAGACAGGGGAGCAGGAGCCCUGGAGAGGCCUCUAAGAGGAAGAGACUUGGGAGCAGGAGCCCUGGAGAGGCCUCUAAGAGGAAGAGACAGGGGAGCAGGAGCCCUGGAGAGGCCUCUAAGAGGAAGAGACAGGGGAGCAGGAGCCCUGGGAAAACAUCCCAAAAAGACAAGCAGCCAGCCAACGACAGCAGCGACACAGCUCCAUCACGCCACAAACACUCCAAAAAAAGGAAAAAGAAGAAGAGCAAGAGGAGGAAACCCAAGAGGGACAAAAAGAGCCAGUCGGCUGGGGGUCAGAGUUCAUCUGCAGAGUCAGGGAAGGAGUCUUGGGACGAGGAGAAACCCUCUCCAAACCUUGUAGACAGCAGUACACGGACUCCUCAUGAGGUAGACAACACUACCCAGGAGACUGUGGAUGUAGACAACACGACCCAGGAGACUGUGGAUGUAGACAACACUACCCAGGAGACUGCUAGGGUAAAUACCAUACUUAGUCUCAUGUUGUCUGAGUCUCUUGUGAAUGCCAAUGCAGUCACUUCAGACAUACAGACCCAGGUCAAGGAGGAGCCUGAGGAUCCCUGUCCACCUAUUGUCCCCUCUCCUAGCCCUGGGGAUGUGGACAUCGCUCAGCCUCCUGGGGCCACUGACAACAGUACUCCUGAGGCAAACACACUCUCCCCAGACCUCCAUAGUAUCUUCCUCAAGCGGGAGUAUCCCUCUCUACCCAGUGUGCCUGAAGAGGAAUGUGAACAGGAUGGACCUGAGACGCUGCCUGAUUCCCCUGACUGCUAUGACCCAUAG